Messenger RNA from Culex quinquefasciatus (southern house mosquito), 981 nucleotides. RefSeq lists its product as uncharacterized. The record is from RefSeq and is a predicted model, not a curated record. NCBI's taxonomy places the organism in Eukaryota, Metazoa, Arthropoda, Insecta, Diptera, Culicidae. Gene Ontology annotation, biological process: sensory perception of taste. Bases 1 to 981 code for a protein of 326 amino acids. Gene Ontology annotation, cellular component: membrane. The transcript is spliced from 3 exons.
AUGACACGUCGUUCCCAUCAGAAUACCCCGUCGUCGUCAAUCAACAUUCGACUAAUUCCAUUUCAACUGGCUGGACUUUGUCCAUUUUCACCGACCUCCCCAGCGCUGACCAUUGCCCUGCUAGUUUGGACCUUCGCAAAUCUGACUUUGGUUGUCAUCCUGCUCGUCAAAGUGACUGGCAGUGCCAGUUUACUUUUCAUGGAUCCGGACGGCGGCAAAGGCCACCAGCUGAAUCCGAUCCUGCUAAUUAAAUCAUCAUUUACAAUCGCCGCCCACGUGCUCGUCCUGGUCGAAACGCUGAUUCAGCACGUCACAUUCCGACGGGUUGAGGAACGACUCGAGUCAACGGACAAAUCUCUGUCGAUGGUGGGCUCCAAAAGUGGCCCCAGCCAGCGAAAGUUGCUGUUCUAUCUUGUGAUCUGUGCCACGUCGGAAGUUGGCAAUUUUUGGCUGGCCCAGCCCUUGUAUCGUACGGCCUGGUACACGACCGUAGCAUCCCAAGCAGUUAUCCGGCUCAAGCAUCUCCAGCACAUGCAGUACGUCGAAGGACUCAGCAUCCGGUUUCGAGUGUUGAAAAAACAACUCCAACAGUUUGUCACCACCACGAACGCCGCAAAAGACGAAGAAAAAGCUCGUUAUUCUGGAGGGAAAUUCGCUUCGCAUGCAAAACAGCAACAUUCCAUCGACGGCAACCUGCCGGACUGUUUGCGGAAAGUUUUCAUUAUCAAAAGCACGUACCUGGCGCUUUGGGACGCGGGACAACUGCUGGCCGGGGCCUUCACCCUGGCCCAGCUGGCCAAUCUGCUCCAGAACUUUGUCCAGUGCACAUGUGACCUGUACACCAUAUAUUCCCAUCUGUAUCGCAACGACCACCACUUUGGGGACAUUUUCGACACAGUUUUGGGACUGAUUCCUACGCUGGUCGCGUUGCUGUUGGUGCUCGGCAGUUGUGAAGCGUGCAGGACGCAGAAUUUGAAGUAG